AUGGCACCCCCGCGCCAUCGCACCGCAGCAAUACAAGACGACUCAAGGUCCGAAGCCUCAAGCGGUACAAGAGAAUACCCAAAGACCAAAUCCCGCAGACCAGCAAAAGACAAAUCCGUCACCAGCGCCCCAGUCGAGCAAGAUGAACCAAGACUCCCCUGGACAGACCUCCCCCUCGAUAUCCUCCACUCAUACCGCCAUCUCCACAAACUUCCUACCCCGUCUGCUUAUGCCAGCGAUUACUCGCGCAUCGUCCUUUCUCAAGGCGUAGGCCUCCGUUCCCCGACUUCCCUCGCCGCUCGCCGCGCCCAGUCUUCUAGAUCGAGUGACUCACAUCGUCGCGGCCAGGACCGCGUGAGUAAAGAUCAAUUCGCUCUCGUUGUGCGCAGGCAUUUCAAUAGCGCUGGUCUCUCGGAGCAGGAGACUAUCGCUCGCUUCUUGUACACUGUGCGUGAGGAGCGUCGCGGGAGGCAGUUCAGACUGCGCUUCCAGCCCUAA
Penicillium brevicompactum is the source of this 498-nucleotide messenger RNA. RefSeq lists its product as uncharacterized. Gene Ontology annotation, cellular component: histone deacetylase complex. The record is from RefSeq and is a predicted model, not a curated record. Lineage: Eukaryota; Fungi; Ascomycota; Eurotiomycetes; Eurotiales; Aspergillaceae. Gene Ontology annotation, biological process: regulation of DNA-templated transcription. The transcript is spliced from 2 exons. Bases 1 to 498 code for a protein of 165 amino acids. Gene Ontology annotation, molecular function: protein binding; transcription coregulator activity.